CCCGGAACGAGCUCGCUGCCCUGGGACAGCCACAGCCAGCGCUGCUGGCUCAUUACGCCCUUGAGGACACAACAUCGGCAAGAUUUCUCUACCGGCGGGCACCACGUGGCCGCUGGGCCUCGGGCGGGCACCCGUGGAGGUAGGCGUGGGGCUAGGCGGGGGCGGGGUUCACCUCCAGAGACACGAGGUCAAGGAGGAGGUCGGCGGCCUCAUGGAUACGGGAGACCGCGGCGAAAAACGGAAGGUGGAGGACUUCUCGACGUUGUACAGCCUGGACCACGGCCCGACCGCCGCCGCCACGCCGUCGCACGGGCCCACCACACCCCCGCGCUCGCUGCCCGAACACACAGCCGGCGGUGACGGUGCUUUCAAAAAAGUCAAGAGUGAGGGCGGGAUGUGCACCACGGGCCACUCACCCACGCCCACGCCCACCACAUGCCCGACGCCCGCCCGCAGGAGACACCGGACAACCUUCACACAGGAGCAGCUGGCUGAGUUAGAGGCCGCGUUCUCUAAGAGUCACUACCCCGACAUCUACUGCAGGGAGGAGCUCGCCCGCAAGACCAAACUGAACGAGGCCCGAAUCCAGGCGUCCGAGGUCACGCCUGUCAAUGCAACUGUCAAGGCCGACUUGUGA
Messenger RNA from Penaeus chinensis, 637 nucleotides. Its product is annotated as homeobox protein unc-42-like. The transcript has 4 exons. Bases 212 to 637 code for a protein of 141 amino acids. Gene Ontology annotation, molecular function: RNA polymerase II transcription regulatory region sequence-specific DNA binding; DNA-binding transcription factor activity, RNA polymerase II-specific. Gene Ontology annotation, biological process: regulation of transcription by RNA polymerase II. Lineage: Eukaryota; Metazoa; Arthropoda; Malacostraca; Decapoda; Penaeidae. The record is from RefSeq and is a predicted model, not a curated record.